AUGACAAUUUGGCAGGUUCGAGCAGCACCCACCAGAGAGCAGCCGCAGCAGCAACGACAGCAGCCGGCCACUGCCCCAGCCCCGGGGCCACCACAUCACUACCAACAGCAGCAGCAACAACACCAACAACAGCCGCAGCAGCCAGUUGCAGUCGCAGCGCCCGCCAGCAGCAGUGCGCCUGGUGGCGGGCCGGCGUACUACGGCGUCCAGCAGGUGCGGCGCAUCGUCGUCUCCCAGCAGCAGCAGCAGCAGGGCCAGGGCUACCAGUCAGCGCGGCCCCAGCAGUACCAGGGACAACAACAGUACCAGAGCCAGGCAGCGCCGGGGCAGGCGCCCCGAUACGUAGCCCCACCCCAGCAACAACCGGCAAGCCCCAGGCCGCAGCAGCAGCCGCUGCUCAGGAGAAUCGACAGCAGGCCACUGCUACUGCCCCAGCAGCAACAGCAACAACAACAACCACAGUACCAACAACAACAACCACAACCACAACAGCAGUACCACUACCCUCAACAACAGCAAGUUUCACAUCAGCAACAACAACAACCAACACAACAGUAUCAGCAGCAACAACCACAACAAAAAUACCAGCAAUUGGUGCAACCACCACAACAAAACAAACAGCCACUUCAGCAGGGUCAGUUACAACAGCAACAAUACCAACCACAACAGUACCAUCAGCCUCAGUUGCACCAGUCACAAACACCCCAAGUUCAGCAGCAGCAACAACUACAACAGAAUCUUGCCCACCCUCCAUCAAACUAUCAGACACGACCAUUAGGUUUACAACCACAGCAGCAGCAACUGCAACAACAGAUUCGGUACAUUCCACCACCACAACAACAACAACAGCAGCAGCAGCAGCAGCCACAACAGAGGCUAACAGUCACUACUCCCACACAACCACGUCCUCUCCAGAGACUUCAACAGGUCGUUUAUCGACAAGUGAUUCAGCAACAGCCUGGAAAACUACAGUUUGCCCAGCAGCAGCAGGUGUACCAUCAACAGCCACAAGCAACCCAGCAACAACAGCAGAUCACCAGUCCCCAACAACCGGCCCUACAGCCUGCGAGGGAUGUUCCUGCGCCGCAGAAUGCUGCGCCACCCCUGGUGAAUGGUGUAAUGGGCGGAGAGCACUCCAGACUCCAGCACAACCAGAGUGGUCUCGGCAAACACAGGAGCUUCAGCGUCAGUGGCACCGCGCCACCUCCCUCUGCAGCUGGCUCCCAGCCUGAGGAGGACAGGAGGAGGUCCAUAGCAGUCGUCAGUGGUACCCAGGCUCAGCAGCAGAACCCAGGGUCUGCGAGCCAGGGACCGGGGCUCAAGCGGCAGUCGUCAGUCUUUGGUUUCAUCAAACGAGCGAGGGAGCACUCUCAGAGCCGAGCAAUGGACCAGCAGCAGCAGCAGCAACAGCAGCAACAGUCGCAGGCACAACAUCCCCAGCCUCCAGAACGGGAAGCGACACCCAGUGGUACUGGGGCCGGAAUGGCACCGUCGUCAUCUCCAGUGCCCCCGAGGGUAGCCAGCCAGCCAGAGGGCGAUGGUCAACAACAGUCCAGCUCUCCAGCCAAGACUGUCCAAAAUGGACAAGCUACAUUAGUGAAAGAUGAUCAGAAAAAGCCAGACCAGCAGCCAGUAGUAUCUCAAGCCAAUAAUGGAGCCACAACACAGCAGCAGCAAGCGCAAGCAGCAGUUCUGCAAACGUCUGGUGGCUCUAGUGAGAAGGAAUGUUCUGUAUCAUCAGGAGUAAAAGCUGAAGCGGAGCAGUCUAGCAAGGAUAUUGCUGCUAAACCAGCUGCCAGUCAGAAACUUCCUGCAGAUGAGUCUUACAAAUCUGAAGAUGUACUGGUCAAUGGUGAAAUUGCUGAGUCUCUUUUUCAGCGUCCUGCAUCCAGUCUCGAACACGAUGACGACAAAGAUGUAGUGGUCAUGCAGGCUCCACACAACCAUGUGAAUGGUCAAUAUGAUGGGGCUGGAGAGGCAUCUGAAGAUGAUGAUGAUAAGGAUGUUAUCGUUGCUGGAAACAAAAAGGCGGAGGAUCGUCCAGCUAGCGCUAUGGGAAAGGAGUCUCCAGCAGGUCAAAGCAAGAAGGGGACUCCAGGUGGCCUGGGUGGAAAAGAAUCUCCAAUAUCUCAAGUGCCGAAGGAGUCUGCAGUGGCAACAGUAGGCAAGGAAUCAGUGGUAUCUUCAGAGGACAAAGAAUCACAUCUUCCCCCAGUAAGUACGCAGACGCCUCCUCCAGAUUCUGGCAAAGACUCACCAGUGCUCGCAGUUGUCAAGGACUCGCCAACACCUCCGGUGCGCAAAGAUUCGCCUGAAGGUAAAGUAGGAAAGGAGUCACCUGUACCUCCAGUGGGGAAGGCCUCUCCUGUUCCACCAAUGAGCAAGGAGUUGACUGCAUCUACAGUGGGAAAAGAGUCGCCUGUGCCUCCUGUAGGAAAAGAAUCCCCUGAACCCCCACUGGGUAAGGAAUCGCCUGUACCUCCAGUGGGCAAGCAAUCACCCUUACCUCCAGCAGUGGGUAAGGAAUCACCAUUACCUCCAGCAGGCAAGGAAUCCCCUUUACCUCCAGCAGGCAAGGAAUCACCUUUACCUCUAGCAGGCAAGGAUUCACCCUUACCUCCAGUGGGCAAGGAUUCACCCUUAUCUGCAUUGGACAAGGAAUCGUCCUUACCUCUGGUGGGUAAGGAGUCGCCCUUACCUCCAUCAGGCAAAGAAUCGCCUUUACCGCUACCAGGCAAGGAAUCCCCUGUUCCCCUGUCAGGCAUGAAAUCGCCCUUACUUCCAGCAACCAAGGAUUCGCCCUUACCUCCGUCAGGCAAGGAUUCGCCCUUACCUUCAUCAGGCAAUGGUUCACCCUUACCUCCAGCAGGAAAGGAUUCACCCUUACCUCCAGCAGGAAAGGAUUCACCCUUACCUCCAGCAGGAAAGGAUUCACCCUUACCUCCAGCAGGAAAGGAUUCUCCCUUACCUCAACCAGGCAAGGAUUCGCCCUUACCUCCACCAGGUAAGGAAUCCCCUAUACCUCCAACAGACAAGGACUCGCCCCUACCUUCGGUAGGAAAGGUUUCACCUUCACCUUCAGCAGGCAAGCAGACACCACAACCCCCAGCAGACAAGGAAUCACCAGUGCCUCCAUCACACAGAGAUUCACCUGAUCCUACAGGAGCUACACGAGUCUCAGCAAGUGAAAACUUAUCAAGAGGGAAUGGCACUGGGCCGGGGGACAUCGAGACCUCGGCGGCGCUUGGUGGCAAAAUGUCCCCCACUCCUCCAAGUGGGAGCAGGGAGGAGCAAAGAGCUUCACCAGGGCCGCUCUCGAUGAGGUCAGGAAGCAGUUCUGGGAAGGUAUCUCCAGUCAGCAAGGACACAGAGAAACCAGGAGUUCCAGUACCCACUGCAACAGAUCAGAAGAUGGAGCCCCAUUCUCCGGAAACGAAGAAAGAGGAAGCUCCUCAGACAGCGGCGGCAACGGGGAAAAUGGACGAGAUCCCGGAGAGACAGAUUUCGAAUGGAGCUCCUCCAACGCGAGGCACGGGCAGUUUGCAGCGAGAGCCUCCAGAACGAGACGCCGCUCGUUCACCCGAAGAAGCCAAGAGACGACCAGAAGAAGCGGACAUUCCUGCAUCACUGACUCCACGACCACUGUCAGCCAAAUCAGCUGCACUUCCAGCUACCACAGCAGCUUCAACACCUGCUGGUACAGCACCGACACGGGAGGACGACACGGCAGCAGAAGCGACGGAGGAAGAGCGGCAGGAGGUGCUGCAGGACGGUCGUAUCGAUGCGAAGCUGAAGGACAGGAAGUCCCCGACGACUCCACCUCCUUCGCCAGCGACCACAGUAGACGUCAAGGCCACUCGGGAAGAGGAAGGGGGCGAGAAGAAGGUGCACGAGGACGGUCCGAAGGAGCAACUUUUUUCAAGUCCCACAGCAGGAGUUGCAGCCAGCGGGUCUCCAGAACCAGUCGCCGCCAGACCACCAUCUCGACCAGCACCAAUUGCGGCGACGGACAGCCCAGAGACGACUCCAGCGUCCCGGGUUUCUCCAGCAACUUGCCCGGCAAAGAGUGAAUCUGCCACUAACGUUACUGCAACUAAGCCUCCGUUACCGACAGACGAGACACCUCAGAAAGAUGACACGACAAAGGCAAAAUCGAAGAGUCCGUCUCCGGACCUGCAAGAGCACUCCCCUCCUCCAGCCUCUUCUUCUCCAGAUGUUGGAAAGCCACCUGUCUCCCCAGACAUCAGGAAGCUCACCUCGCCAGUGGCGGCGUCCAGCAUAGAGGACCUCCCAGAGCGCGAACGUGAGCUCCUGCAGUCGAUUGACUCGGUGAACGGGGCCGUGGACUCGCGACCACAGUCGGCUGCCCUUUUGAAGGAGCCCACACCGUCGCCAACAGUCCUGGACGGUAAGUCGAAGUCUCCGUCGCCGACGUCGCCCAAGUCACCGACGCCCACGGCUGCGAAAUCCCCACUGCCACCCCCGGGCAAGUCUCCGACGAUGAAGACACCGAGCCCAAAAUCUGCGUCUCCGAAGCCUUCUUCGCCCGAAGCCAAAGAGGUUGGAGAGAAAGAGCUGCAAGCAGAGACUGAAAAACUCGAUAAGGCUGGAACUUCUCCAACGGAGAUGAAACAGUCGAGCCCUGUAGACACUAAGAAGCCCCCCACACCACUGGCAGAGGCCAGAUCUGCCACACCCGAGAAGGGUAAGGUGUCGCCAGCCACAGCCAAAUCGCCACCACCAGUGGACAAAAAGAUGCCGUCACCGCCUCCUACAGAUGGGACAAAGAAGUCUCCAUCACCUCCGAUCACAACUCAGAUGGUCUCACCAGUUCCGGCAACUGCUUUACCAACAUCCAGAGAGUCGCCGGUACCUGACAAACGAGCCGAGACGCCAGGCCCCUCUGCAGCUCCUGAGGGGGGCCCCACACCGGAGGAAGUGGCCAAAGUGUCCUUGGGAGCCAAAUCGCCCUCGCCGACUGGCAAAGCCAGUCCUGCACUGGCCGGCAAAGUCAGCCCCGCACCAUCAGACAAAGUCAGCUCUGCAUCAGCUGACAAAGCCAGCCCCACACCAGACGAUGCUGCCAGUCCCGCACCAGGUGAUGCAGUCAGCCCCGCACUGGCUGACAAAGCCAGCCCCACACCAGCUGACAAAGCCAGCCCCACACCCGCUGACAAAGCCAGCCCCACGACGGCCGACAGGGCCGAGUCACCUCCGCCGGCAGAGCCGGACAAGGGGCCCGAGGAGGACACGGUCCGGCAGGUGCAGGUCGAGAUCGAGGACGCGCAGGCACUGGCCAACGGGAAGCUCUCGUCGCCAGAGGAGGAGGACGCGGGGUCCAAGAAGCCUGGGCUGGUGAACGGCGUGGUGAAGCCUACCAAGCUGCAGGUGACCUCCGCCACCUCUGCGGCGACAAAGCCCGCGGCCGGCGACACCAGGCGGCGGCCCCUGCGCCGACGUGCCAAGGACCCCACAAGCGCCAGCGCGAGGAAAGAGGGUGAUCAUGACAGCGGCGUGGACGAGACCACACAGGGAACAGAGGGCGCGGCCAACGGCGAGUCGGGCGCGGGCUCUCCCAAGAAGUCCCCGUCUCGCAUCCCGGGCCGGCGGGCCGCCUCUUCGCCCACCAAGGCGCCGCGCUCGCCGCUCAAAGCCAAGCUCACUCCCACACAGGCUGAGGCCCCACCAGCGCCAGAGAAGAAGAAGGUGCCGAUGAACAAGGUCCAGGUGGGGUCCGCGCCGUCGCCCAACCUGAAGACGGUGCGCUCCAAGAUCGGAUCGCUGGACAACGCGAGCUACAAGCCGGGCGGCGGGCAGGUCAAGAUAGAGAGUCGGAAACUGGACUUCAGCAAGGCGCAGCCCAAGAUCGCCGCCAAGAACGACGCGUACGUGCCGGGCGGCGGCGACAAGAAGAUCCAGCAGGUGAAGCUGACCUGGAACGCCAAACCCAAGGUGGGCUCGCUGGAGAACGCGACGCACAAGCCGGGCGGCGGCGACAAGAAGAUCGAGACGGUCAAGCUGGACUUCAAGGACCGCGCCAAACCCAAGGUCGGCUCCAAGGACAACGUGAAGCACUCGCCGGGCGGCGGCAACGUCAAGAUCGAGAGCCACAAGCUGGAGGUGAAGGCGGAGAGCAAGGUGGGCUCGCUGGCCAACGUGACGCACAAGCCGGGCGGCGGCGACGUCAGGAUCUUCGACGACAAGGACUACCUGCGCCAGCGCUCGCUCAGCAGCAGGGCGUCCUCGGAGGGCAGAGCCUCGGGCGCACAGAGUCCAAUGAUCUCGGCGUCUCCCAGCAGAGCCCUUUCGGAGAUUGGCGACUGUUAGGAUAUUCAAUCACCACAGCUGCUUACAGUGGAUGCUACCAAUGUGGUAUACUUUUCAGCUGUCUGACGAUUGCUAACCAAGCAGUCGACUAUGUUUUCCUUGUAUGACAUGUAUGAAAUGGACUGUGGUAGUGAUUUAAACAGUAAGCUGUUUUACAAUAAGUUUGUAUACAUACUGAGCAUUUUAUUGUUAUAUGUAAACAUUGUUUUCAAUAGUACUUUCUAACAGUUUUCAUCUAACAGCAAUAUUGAUGUAACACACCAUGGUAUUCCAAUCAAAAGGAUGUAUGUUACUAACUGCUGUAAUAUAUUUCAGUAAAGUGAAAAGAGACUUGAAUAUUAAAGAUGGAAUCACAACGAUUCCUGGUUUCUAUAAUGUGAUUCUCGUCUACUAAUAGUUUUGCAGUCUACUUUAAAAGCAAGCAAUAUCUACUAACAUGGUUUGGAGGACAAAGAUAUGGUAUCAUGUUUGUUCAACAGGUUAACAAAUUAUGUGCUCUAAUUUCUUUGUAUGUAAAUGAAAAUUUGGUGAAUAACUGAUACUGAGGAUGCAUCUAGAAUAAAUGCAAUGAACAAAAUAAACUAAAAUAGUCUACCGUUGAUAUUAUUUGUAUUAAUAGAUAAAGUAAUAUCACAAUUAAGUAAGAAAUGAACAUAUAUAGCUUCCAUUAAUUUAAUCAACAACAAAGAUUGACACUGUUCAAGAAGUACCUCCAAUUUCAGCAAUAAAAAAUAGCAUGUAAUCAACUGGACUGUCUUGUUAAUAUAAAAAACCUAUUUUCUGAUAAUAUUGUGACAGAUGAAUGAGAAUGAAAAUUAUGGAUGAUGAUAACCAUCUUAAAUCUUCAGAAGGCAAAACACAUAAUUGCAUCCAGCACAAUUACCUACUCAAUUAUCAAACGAUUUUUCAGCAUACUAUGAUAGAAUUUAAUGAUUUUCAUACUUUCUUCAAUAUGUGGUUGAUAUUUGAUUUGAUAUUACUGUAACUCUACUAAUUCUGAUGUUCCAAGCUGCUAAAUAUAAUUUUAAGCUAGAAAGAAUUUAUAUCAAACACACAGCUUUUUUGGUUAUGGCUGCUCCCUUUCACAUCACCAAUUUUGGUGAACACAGUACUCAUAAAUUUAGUAAUAGCAUUUUAUAUUGUCAAAUAUGCCUUUUAAGCAAACAAAAGUAUUAAAAAUUGUUCAUUUAA
Messenger RNA from Schistocerca serialis cubense, 7518 nucleotides. RefSeq names its product nascent polypeptide-associated complex subunit alpha, muscle-specific form-like. The record is from RefSeq and is a predicted model, not a curated record. The transcript is spliced from 8 exons. The coding region runs from base 1 to 6327 and encodes 2108 amino acids. Gene Ontology annotation, biological process: microtubule cytoskeleton organization; neuron projection development. Gene Ontology annotation, molecular function: microtubule binding. NCBI's taxonomy places the organism in Eukaryota, Metazoa, Arthropoda, Insecta, Orthoptera, Acrididae. Gene Ontology annotation, cellular component: neuron projection.